This is a messenger RNA of Ylistrum balloti, 2004 nucleotides long. RefSeq lists its product as uncharacterized. NCBI's taxonomy places the organism in Eukaryota, Metazoa, Mollusca, Bivalvia, Pectinida, Pectinidae. Bases 1 to 1926 code for a protein of 641 amino acids. The record is from RefSeq and is a predicted model, not a curated record. The transcript has a single exon.
AUGCUUCUUAAUGCUUUCAAUUGUUGGAUACCUCUGAUGGUAUGUUUUAACGCUGUGAUAUGUCUAGACAUCGUGAGAGCUGAUGGGAUUACAGAUGGAGACCACACGCUUGAUUUGGCAAAUCUCUCGACAAUUCAAAAUCGUUCGGACUUCGUUAUUAGUAAGGAGAACCCUGGUUCUAAUACGGUGUCUUUCCGUGAUACAAGUGUACCUGAAUGGUUGGAUGAUUAUCAAACAAAGCCUAAGAAGAAAUCGAAACUUAACUUGGCUUUUUUGCCAGGAUUGGCAAUUCUCUUUCUGUUUAUUUUUGUAUUUUUUCGUGCCUGUAAAUGGUACAGAGAUAGUUCAAAGAUCAAGGACAGGGGAUGCAGCUAUGAUGUUGCCAGCUAUGUAAUUUUAGUUCAAGGAGAUAAGCAUUUUAACGACGUAGAUAUUGGCGAUAAUUACGACACAGUGAACUCGUAUAAUUCCUACCUGCGAUCCGGUGCUUAUGAAACUAUCACGUCAUCCAGAUCUCUACAGUAUCGCAUGGACUCUCAAAUGUACGACACAGUCACGUCAUAUUCACAAUAUCUUCAGAAAAUAGAAAAAGAAAGCAACCUUGAAAUUGAAUUGAAACAGAUACCAUCAGAUGGCAGUCCAUCACCGAAACAACCCCAUUUCACGAAAAAGACUGCGAAAGGUCAAGUUAAACUACCACAGGAGAGUAGAUUUUCUAUUAAACCAGCUCUUGACAACUAUAUGAGAUUAAAGGGCGCUUAUCAAAAAUCACCGAUGUCGCCAAAGAGUGUUCGAUACAAUAGUGUGGAUCGCAUAGAUGGGAGCCCACGAAAGACAGGGUCGAGAAUGAACAUAACAGUUAACGCUGCAUCUGCAGAGUCAUUACAGUCGGCAACAAACAGGACAUAUGGGCGACAGAUGAGCACAGAGUGCCACAGACCAAGUCCAUCGAGAAGUAUAUCUAAUGUCAUCCGAUUAGAAAACCUUAGGAGAUCGGUCUCCGAAGAUGCACCUAAAAUGUCCCGGCGAAAUACAAAAGAUGAAGUGGCUAAGAAAAAAAGCAAAAAAUGUACAGAAGAAAACCUAGAAUUAAUACAGAAUAAUUUGUGUCAUAAACCAGUACGUAUGGUUGACGCUGAGACCCAAUGUGAAUUAUCCUAUCAAACCACGUCACCAUUAUCGUCUUCCAAGCGUAGACGUCGCUUAGUGUCUGUUCGCUCCGAUGCCAAACAGGACUACGAUGUAAAUGACGUCUUGACAAUUACUGAAAAUGGCAAAACUAGUGUUACUACUUGUGUAACGGAGAUCGCCGAGAAACACACAGAAAAUGGCGAGGAUUUACCUGAAAUUGUAAUUCAAGAUGAUUUAAAAGACGAUCAGCCACCCCUCAGAGUGAAGCCAACAGUCUUUUCAGUGUGUGCAGUGGUGCAUGAUAUAGACACCCUGGCGCACCCUGUAGCAAAAAUUGAAAACGCUUAUUCAGAUGACAAAAAUUCACAACCAAAUAAAGACUCAGAAACAGGAAAUGAAGUGAAAAAACCUGACAUAGACCACGGCCAUAAAUGUUGUCAAUCAAAUGGAUCGAUAUGUUAUACGAAGGGGAAUAAUGAUAUCUUGACUGAAAAAGGCAAACAUCAUUCAUGCGUAUCAAAUGGUAAUCAUUUGGAGAAUAAGGAUCAUAAGAAAAGUGAAAAUGGAUUUUGCAAGAUAAGCAGAAAUAGUUUGCCCUGUGUAUCAACUUUAUCGUCAGAAGGGACACUAAUUGAAAAUAAUUGUCACCUAAAUACUAGCAAAGGGAACAUGUCCAACUGCAUUGCUAGGAGAAGUUCCUUCCACAAUAUAUCACAAUCAAAGCAUGAAAACGCUAUUCAAAUUCAAAAUGACCUCAGUCAAGUUCAAGGUACAUUUAUAGAAAUGGUUCAUUAGAUAUUCAAUGCCAAUGUAACACUCUAUUUGAUACGUUUCAUAAAAUGUGGAUACUAUAUGGUAAUGUUUAAAUUUGCA